Colletotrichum spaethianum is the source of this 3030-nucleotide messenger RNA. RefSeq lists its product as uncharacterized. Lineage: Eukaryota; Fungi; Ascomycota; Sordariomycetes; Glomerellales; Glomerellaceae. Bases 1 to 3030 code for a protein of 1009 amino acids. The record is from RefSeq and is a predicted model, not a curated record. The transcript has 4 exons.
AUGUCGGCGGGCCCUGGGCCGCCGAAAUCUCCUGCGCCGCAUCCACCUCGACGGGGCCACAGCGUCACUGCCGGGAGAAUGCCGCGGUACAGGAGCGUCCGAAGUGUACGGGAGCACAAGAGCGUGUUGGAUUUUGGCCGAGAUUGGCGGGACUGGGAUGUGGAUAUUUUCCAGGACGACGAGACGGCGUCGAAUGCCACGACGGAUACGGGAACGGCGACAAGCAUUGGCAUUUGUAUCGGCAUCGCCGUCGACGAGGAGGAGGCGAUCCUCGACGAAGCGCAGCCUACCGAAACGUCAGUAUCGACGACGCCGCCGCAGCAGCAGCAGCAACAGCAAGGACCAGCAUCGGCGGCGAGAAGACGCACUGCGCCGUUGCUGUCAUCAUUUGCAUCGACACCGCAAACACCGACGGGAGCACCACAACUGACGCUGCAAUGGCAAUGGCACGAUCUGUUGGCCGCGACGCCCGGCAGAGACGAGAAUAACAACGACAAUGGUAACAAUGGCAAGUUUGCCUUGGACGGAGGAUCUCCCAUCAACCGAGGGAAUGGCGCCGGCGCCGGCUACGGUGGUGUUAGUGGUGCUGGGAAAGGUGUCCUAGCACGCCCCGAUUCCCCUGCACGAGACCAACUCCUCCUCCCGCUCCCCAGCCCUCAUUUGCGGCCUCGUUCGCACAAUCCUACCUCGCUCUUUUCCCACUCGUCAUGCGCCGACCUUAAGCUCUCUGCCAGAGCCGACCACGCUCGUUCCCAGAUCAUUACCAAGCUCGCCCUUCAACCCGUCCCUGACGAGGAACACAUCCGCACCGCCCAGUGGGACCAUCACCUUGCCCGAGAGGACGAACAACGCCAGGGCCGGCGCCAGCAGCAGCGCCAACAAGCCGAGGAGGAGGAAGAGGAUCGCCGUCGCAGGGAGCGGGAAGAGGAAGACGCCGCCCGUUGGGCCCAAGAGGUUACCCGUCUCGAAGAAGAGACCGAUCGCAUCUUGGCAGACCAAAAGGCAAAGGAUCUCGCUCGACUUCAGGCUCAAUUGGAUGCCAUACCCGACGCCCCGCCCCGAGUUCGAAGCCCCAUAGUCGACAAGUUCGCUUCCUUUCUUAGAAAAGGUCGCAGGUCCGACCCUGCCACUCUCACCAAGGCCCCUUCGGCUUACUUUCAACCUCUCACGCUCGAUUGCAGGCCAGUGAGCGACAUGGACCCUUCACGCUUCAUCCAAGCUGGCGGCGGCGGCAUCGUCCCCCAGACCGACGCCCCGGCAUCGGCCAGCAACGCUGGAGAACGCCGGGUGACGAUACGCUGCCUGCAGUCGUCAAUCAGCUUGCCAGUGACGCCUGACACCACUCCCAACGAGCUCUUGUACUCGGCCGCCAAUCUUAUGACCCACAAUAUCAACCCGAAAACCAGUGUCGUGCUAGAGUGCUACUUUUCCUACGGUCUGGAGCGUCGGCUGAGACGCUACGAGCGUGUGAGAGAUGUCAUGAACUCCUGGGAUCGCGACACGCAGCACUGCCUCCUCAUCGUCCCAGGCAGCUCUACAGACAAAGACUCCGACCUGAACCUCGAAGGUGUGCCCCGCACCAUUGAUCCGCCCUCUGGUCUCGUCAAUUUCACCCUCUACCACUGUAAUCGGCCUGGCAAAUGGAACAAACGCUACAUCACUCUCGUCGAGAGCGGACAGGUCUUCUCGUCCAAAAAGAAGGAUGCCAAGUUGUCGGAUAAGGACACCGUCUCGCUUUGCCAUCUCUCCGACUUUGACAUCUACGCAGUUACUGAGAAGGACAUGUUGAAAAACAUUAGGCCACCAAAAAAGAACUGCACUGCAAUCAAGAGCCAGCAGAAAAACAGCGUUUUCCAGAACACCGAAAACUUCAUCCACUUCUUCGCCACGGAUGAUUCCAGGCUCGCUGAAGACUUCCGGAGAAUCAUUCACGGGUGGCGCAGUUGGUAUUUGGUCAACAAGAAGGUUGACCUGACCAAGAAGACAAAAUCUCACCACGGCAGCGCUGAGAAGGCCGCACCGAAAACUGGUGGCCUUGCUAGAAGCGGGACCGUGCACCGGGCCAGGGCGUCUAUCGAUGAGACACCCUACACGAUCGGAACAUUUUCCCCGCUACUCGAUAUGGACAAGUUCGACAAGCCGAUCGAUGAUUACGGCAAGGACUCGGACAGGCCCACAGCGCGACCGGCAGAGCAUCUGUCCACACCCAGGCACACCAAUAAGCUUGUUUCGCGAUCCAGGACUACACACAACGUGUCCCCGCCCGGCGCGAAGAAGCUCAUCGACCCCUUCGCCAAAGACCAGGAGUUCAGGUCUGGUGGCCUGCUGGGCCGCGGCUACGACGGACGCAAACAGCAGGCAGAGAAGGUCGCCGAAGAACAGCAGCACACAUCCGACAGCCCCUUCACAGGGGGCCCUUCGCUUUUGAACCAGGCAGCUGCCGGAGAGAAGAGGCACAGUGCGGUCCUCUCGAUCCGCGGCAGUGGACCCGACACCACCGCGGAGCCGAUCGCGGCCGCCCCCAGCACGUCUGCCCGUCUCAUCACGUCCGAAGACGUCGGACGGGGGUCGUCUUCAGGGAAGCGAGAGAUGCCGCAACCUCUUGUCGACCUGACGCCUAAGAUACCCCAACUGCCCUCGGCCUGGCGAGACGCUCAGGGCCGCGGCGUCAGGGCCCCCAACGGCAAGCCUCUGAUCGAGAUGGCUACGGGCUGGGACCAGCCGGAUGCAGUCCUGGGACCCCAGCUGCAAACCGUCACACGUAUGGGCACCGCGAAGGCCUAUCCUCCCCAGCGCAUGGCAUCUCAGUCCGCCGCGUCAAGACCAAGAAGUCGCUCGACGGCAGGCGGCGGCGCCAUUCGUCGCGUUGUCUCAAACGAGCAGCCUCCCAUCCCGUCGAUGCCGAGACAGUCUUCGAGACGGGACGACGAGGACCUACCACUCAUCAACUUUGUGGAGCGCGACAGAGGGCGUGAUUCGAAGCCCCGCGCGCCACAAGGUCUUGGCCGGAGUGGCACCGUCAGGCACUAA